Rhinichthys klamathensis goyatoka is the source of this 1289-nucleotide messenger RNA. RefSeq names its product transmembrane protein 51a (gene tmem51a). The coding region runs from base 292 to 1053 and encodes 253 amino acids. Lineage: Eukaryota; Metazoa; Chordata; Actinopteri; Cypriniformes; Leuciscidae. The transcript has 3 exons. The record is from RefSeq and is a predicted model, not a curated record.
UCUGGACUGCAGGGACAGGAAGAUGUUCAUAUCUGUGAAACUUAAGGCCAUACUGCUUUAAGGAAUUCAAGUUCAGUUUCUUAAGGAAUGUAACAAAUGCUCCGGUAUAGUGUGCAUCAUUGGAUUAAACGUGGUUUCAUUCAGGAUUGAAACGGACUGGGUAAACACAAGGAAGCGAAGUUUUCUCGAGCGGGUCAGUGCUCCAGAAAACAAAGUGGAAAAUGAGAUAGGUCGAGUUUUCAGACAUUUUGAAAGGUACAGGACGAAAAACAACUUGUCCGGAGGAAGUCCAUGGUAAGGUUUGGAAGCAUGUCCUACAGCGACCAGACUCCACCCAGUCCCAGCAGGACCAGCGGCAGUAACUCUGGGGCACAGUAUGCUACCGCUGCGCUGGGAGUGGGCCUCAUCGCUCUGGGGAUCGUCAUGAUUGUGUGGAGCGUGGUGCCGGCAGGGUCCGGUGGGAACAGCUCCAGACCAGGCAUGGAAUCCAGUCAAGUUAAGGAGACCUCGUCCGUGGCUUUCGUCCUAGUGGGGGGAGGAGUGGCGCUGCUGCUGCUGUCUGUGUGUCUGAGCAUACGGAACAAACACCGGGCGGCCAGGGGACAGGAAGCCGGCAGUACGCCCGCUAACACACAGGGGGAGGGGGCUACGAUGGAUCAAAUAGCUCAGAACUACAUGGUGCCCACUUAUGAGGAGGUGGUUAUGAGUGGCCAGUAUCCCAUCACUCAGUCCUCUGAGCGACACAACAGCGUCACACAGCUGCCAGCCUAUGAGGAGCUAGAGGAAGAUCAGCACACCGUACUGGAUGGAUCCAGCCCAGCACGCAGACCUUCAUCCCAAAUCGACCCCACCACUGGAGCGGGCGGCCGCAGAAACAGCCGUCCCAGUCGCAAGCUGAUUCCCCUUAAAAUUAGGCGCAUCAGAUCGGACAACCUCAGAAGGAAAAGCUUAAGCGAUAUCCAGCAGAGCAACGUGUUCACCAUCGAACCUCUCACUCCGCCCCCACAGUAUGAUGAUAAAGACCCCCCACUUCCUCCUAACACACAACAGUGAACCGUGCUGGAGGUUUACACUGACAUUGAAGUGUCAAAAUGUGAUGAAGUGCGUCUACCUCCUUUAUGAAAUAUUACAGCACUGAACUGCAUAUUACUCCUCUGGAUAGGAUGUGCCACUAUCAACAGCACCGAGUUCACCGUGUUCUGUAAAGGUGAAGAGCCUUCAGGAUGUCUUCCUGUGUUGGUUGUACAUUUCCUGUUUAGGGAAAUAAAAAAACUUCACAAAAAAAGCUG